GAUGGACCACAUCGAGGACACGCUGCAGCGGCUGCGGGAGGCCUUCAACGCGGGGCGCACGCGGCCGGCCACGUUCCGGGCUGCGCAGCUCAGGGCCCUGGGCCGCUUCCUUCAGGACAACAAGCAGCUUCUGCAGGACACGCUGGCCCAGGACCUGCACAAGUCGGCCUUUGAGUCGGACAUAUCUGAGCUCAUCCUCUGCAAGAACGAGGUGGACCUGGCCCUCAGGAACCUGCAGGCUUGGAUGCAGGACAAGCCAGCUGCCACCAACGUGCUCACGAAGCUGGACUCGGCCUUCAUCCGGAAGGAGCCCUUCGGCCUGGUGCUCAUCAUCGCCCCCUGGAACUACCCCCUGAACCUGACGCUGGUGCCCCUGGUGGGCGCUCUGGCCGCAGGGAACUGCGUUGUGCUGAAGCCGUCAGAAAUCAGCAAGGCCACAGAGAAGGUCCUGGCUGAGGUGCUGCCCCAGUACCUGGACCAGAGCGGCUUUGCCGUGCUGCUGGGCGGGCCCCAGGAGACUGAGCAGCUGCUGGAGCACAAGUUCGACUACAUCCUCUUCACGGGGAGCCCUCGUGUGGGCAGGAUCGUCAUGACCGCCGCCGCCAAGCACCUGACACCGGUCACUCUGGAGCUCGGGGGCAAGAACCCCUGCUACGUGGAUGACAACUGCGACCCCCAGACCGUGGCCAACCGCGUGGCCUGGUUCCGCUACUUCAACGCCGGCCAGACCUGCGUGGCCCCUGACUACAUCCUGUGCAGCCCUGAGACCCAGGAGCGCCUGCUGCCCGCCCUGCAGACCGCCAUCACCCGUUUCUACGGCAACGACCCCCAGAGCUCCCCAGACCUGGGCCGCAUCAUCAACCAGAAGCAGUUCCAGCGGCUCCGGGCACUGCUGGGCUGUGGCCGUGUGGCCAUCGGUGGCCAGAGCGACGAGAGCCAGCGCUACAUCGCCCCCACGGUGCUGGUGGACGUGCAGGAGACCGAGCCGGUGAUGCAGGAGGAGAUCUUCGGGCCCAUCCUGCCCAUUGUGAGCGUGCGGAGCCUGGACGAGGCCAUCGACUUCAUCAACCGGCGGGAGAAGCCCCUGGCCCUCUACGCCUUCUCCAACAGCAGCCAGGUAGUGAACCAGAUGCUGGAUCGGACCAGCAGCGGCAACUUUGGUGGCAAUGAGGGCUUCAUCUACAUGACACUGACGUCCCUGCCGCUGGGGGGAGUGGGCAACAGCGGCAUGGGCAGGUACCAUGGCAAGUUCUCUUUCGACACCUUCUCCCACCACCGCGCCUGCCUGCUCUCCCACGCGGGCCUGGAGAAGCUCAAGGAAAUCCGCUACCCACCCUACACUGCCUGGACCCAGCAGAUGAUAAGCUGGGCCCUGGCCUCCCAGAGCUGCACCCUGCUGUGA
Messenger RNA from Lemur catta (Ring-tailed lemur), 1402 nucleotides. Its product is annotated as aldehyde dehydrogenase family 3 member B2-like. Gene Ontology annotation, cellular component: cytoplasm. Gene Ontology annotation, molecular function: aldehyde dehydrogenase (NAD+) activity. Bases 2 to 1402 code for a protein of 466 amino acids. NCBI's taxonomy places the organism in Eukaryota, Metazoa, Chordata, Mammalia, Primates, Lemuridae. Gene Ontology annotation, biological process: aldehyde metabolic process. The transcript is spliced from 9 exons. The record is from RefSeq and is a predicted model, not a curated record.